UUCGGUCCCUCUUUCCCGCGUGUUGUGUCUUAGAAGUGUUAUCUGCAGUGUCGACAUGGCUGUCAAAGUGACCAUCGCCCUCCUGCUGUUCCUCGCCGCCUGCGUCGCGACCGCCCACGCCUCCUCCACCGACGCCGCCCACGAGGAAGAAGCCUACGUCGAGAACGCCCUCAGAUUCGACGAGGGCGUGGGGGAAGAAGGUGCUAAGCGCGAGGGGCGUCUCUUCUUCACCGCCGGCUUGGAUAACAACACCCAAGUCAACAUUAAUAUCCAGGCGAUUUUGGUGACGAUCGCCUACCUCAUCGGGAUCGGGUUGCUUAUCGCCCUUAUCGUGGUGGUGGCGACUGGGGGCGGGUCGGCCUCGUGGGGGAGCUGGUUUGAUAGGAUCAUGCAGAGCCAAGGCUACGUGUACCAGCCUAACUACAACCAAGACUACUACUACCAGGACAGUAGUUACGCCGCCUACCGAGCCUUCGAGGAGGUACCACAGAAGUAUGGUAUCUAUGAGGAGGAAGAACAGACGCACGAAUGAGGAAGGUGCUUUUGGGAAUCUGUUUUAAAGGAAAAAAGGAA
Messenger RNA from Penaeus vannamei (Pacific white shrimp), 573 nucleotides. The record is from RefSeq and is a predicted model, not a curated record. Lineage: Eukaryota; Metazoa; Arthropoda; Malacostraca; Decapoda; Penaeidae.